Molecule: messenger RNA, 4187 nt
Organism: Taeniopygia guttata (zebra finch)
Lineage: Eukaryota; Metazoa; Chordata; Aves; Passeriformes; Estrildidae
Product: astacin-like metalloendopeptidase
Biological process (GO): proteolysis
Molecular function (GO): metalloendopeptidase activity; zinc ion binding
Source: RefSeq, a predicted model, not a curated record
GUCUGUAUAUUAUUUUCUUGGUUAUGCCUACAGAUUUCUACAAACAAGUCUAACAGGCAUAACUCCAAGUUUUGUGGUGAUCAUUUAGGAGCAGUGUUAUAUUUUGCUGAGAGACUUCUUGCAGACUGUGACACUGUUCAAGUACUUAAUGAGAUUUUGAUGUUGGUUUUGGACAUUUGCUAAUAAUUGUUCAUGUGUUCAAAAUCUGUGGAAUCUCUACUGUCCACCAGAAACUGGGAUAUACUAACAGGAGAACUUGGAUCUGACAAAACUUGCCACAUGCUUUUCUUGUAUACAUGGAAAGACAGCUUAUCUUUGUGAAGUCCUUUGGUUCCUAAAAGUUCCAAACAAUUUCUGAGGCAUUUUCUCUACUAGAGGUUCCAGCUUUAUUUUAUCUAGUAAAACUAUGUCCUGUUUUUGCAAUAUUUCAAUAAAUUAGAGUGUAUUUUGAUUAGUGAAAACAGGUCUGCUGACAAUUCCUCCCCCAUGAGUACAACACUUUGGAAAAUAACCAAAUAUUGAAUCUAAAUAUGAGGCACAAGGUGAUAGGAUCUUCAGAGCUGGCAGUAACCACAAGUACCAGCACUCCCUCUUGCUCUGCUGUGUGAACUUUACCAGCUGCAACAUUUACAGACACAUGCUUGAUCCCAAAAAGCCAUCUCCCCUAUCAGCACUAUUUCUUAGCUUAUGGAAAACAUGGCAUGCAGCAAUUUAUUUAAUGAACUGUUUAGUAUGUCAGUAUAGUAACAUGUCCAGGAAAAAAUAUGCUGAUCCUUUUUGCCUCACUCUUUCCUGAUCACAGGCAGCUAAUCAGUCAUUCAGGAGUAGUAUUUUCCCAAUAACAGGCUACAAAGAUGCUGAGGUUACCAACCUUCCUAUCUUGCUUUUCAAGUUUGUUUAAUGCCCUCAGCUACCUCUGAUCCUUCCUUUUGCUCCUGGACUGAUUUUCCCUGAGAGUGGUCUGAUGUUUCCUUUUUUCUUCCUAAACUCUAAUGAAAGCAUAUUAUAUUCAAACUCCAUGUUGCAGUGUGGUUUUGGUAUGGUUUUGGCAUGUCAAGGUAUCUGGUAUCAUGGACUUUUGUUUUGUCCUUGUGUUGAGUGAGAAACAUGGAAACAUUCUCCCACUGCAGACCAGAGCUGCACAGCUUUGCUUCAGCAUGAGGAAGAUUUUCAUCAUUCUGAAAGACAAAUAUUUAAAAAAAGACAUUUAGCAUUGCUUAUUGAGGACAUAUAUGUGCACAAAGGACACAAAACAGGAUUAACAUGCUGACAAUAGCUGCUUGAUGCUCUUUCAUGGUCACAAGGACCAUGUGCCACCCUGCUGUUUACUAACCGGUGUCUGGGGCAGACCUUCCUUCAGCCAGUGUGCAGACACAGAAAAGUAAUAUCCCCCUAUGCUGCCUCCCUGUGGGGGUGACCAAAGUUUGUCCCUGGACUUUGCCAAUCCAGACUUCCUUAAAAUAGUCAGCAGUGUGCACUGUGGACUUUCCACCACUAAAAUAAAGAGUAAUCCCCUCCAACACAAUUCAGAUUUCAUUUCCAUCUAAUUCCUACUCUUGACUGGGUAUGAUUUGGAGACAAAUAGAGGGAAAGCCUUCUGCUGUUUCUUGAUUUAUUCACCAACAUGGAGAAUCUCCAGAACAUCUUAUUCAGUACAGAAAUAAGGAAUAAGUGGGUUUAGAGCUUGCUCUGAGGGUAUCUGAGCACUAGCAUGGUCUAGAGGCAGAAUCAGUGCAUUUUAUAAUUCAGCUUCCUUUUCCAUGCAUGGAAAAUAUACUUUGACACAAAUCAAAAGUGUAUCAGAGACCAGAUGCUUUCCCAGCUACAGCAGCUUCAGCAAAUGGUUCAGUAAGUAGAGCUUUGAUGUGAGAAGAGGUUGCUGUGAUAAGGGGCUGGUUUGCCUCCUACAAGCAUUUCUUGCUAGAUCUGCUCACUGCUUCCUCUAGACAACUCCACUCUACUUCUGGACAAGUGCACUCCAGCAAAGCAAAUCUGUUAAUCAGUCUCAAAAUGAGUAAGUGCUGCUUAUGCUGCUGCUCUCUUUUCCCCUGCUCUGGUUGCUGGUCACAAAACUCAUAAGGGCAUCUAUAACUGCCGGACUGCUAGAAACAAUGGAACACAGGAGACGGGGUGAAACAUCAAGAAACAUACAGGAAAAACCAAAAAUCUCUACUUAUAGAGCCAUAAGCCAUCUCAGGGAAGACACAGUCAUAAGCUCACUGAGUAGACAUGUUCUAUGUUUCGAAGCAGCACAAUAGUGUCAUGGCCUUCUGUAAUCUCAGUGACAUAAAAAAGUUACCUAUCCUCUGAAAUCCUAACAAUCCAGUUCUCUGGAGAGUUAUGCAGGAACAAGGGCUUCCUGUGUGGUAAGAGUGAAACCCAACAUUUCAGGAAAGAUCCUCUGAGAAGCAGAGGAAGUGCAUGGCAGCCCAAGCAUGAGGCCGAGCCAGCUCUAGCGAGCAGCGCGACCGACCGCGGGCGGCCUGGGGAUGCUCCCGGCGGCGGCGAGAGCGCAGCGCCGGGAGAUGCCCGGGGGCGAAAGCGGCUGUCGGGGCAGCAGCAGGAGUUUGCUUCCUGCUGGAAUUCCCAUUGGCUGGGCAGGGUUUCCCGGCCCGGGCAGAGCAGGCUCUGCUGCUAUAUCUAGCGGCAGCGCUGCCGGGUGCGAGAUAAGGGCUCGCCCCGGUGGUCUGUCCCCGCUGCGCGAUGGAGCUGAAGAGGUUCCUGCUCUGCGCCGCGCUCCUGCUGCCCGCUGCCCUGGGCUUCCCUGUUCAGGACAACUAUGAAAACAGCACAACAACAACAGAACCUACUGAGGUUACUACAGAGGAGAAUAUAUACGAAUCUCCUUCGCCUACAGAGACUGAUGAGGAGGAUGAAGAUAUUUUUAACAAAAUUCUGAAAGUUAACAAAGACAGCUCUCAGUUCUUGCAGGAAGGUGACAUAGUCCCACGAAGGAGUCGCAGUGCCAUCAACUGUCGUCAUUGCAACUGGCCCCAGUCCAGUGAUGGGAUAGUUCGUAUUCCCUAUGAAUUGGAUCCUACUUAUGAUGAAAGCCAUGUAAAAGGAAUUCAUGAUGCCAUGGCAGAAUUUGAAGCACUGACUUGUAUUAAUUUUGUGAAGCGCAAGGCAGAACGUGACUACCUCAGUAUUAGAUCUGCUGAUGGCUGCUGGUCCAACUAUGGGAAAGUAGGAGGUGGACAGACUGUCUCUGUGAUGAAAGGAGGCUGCAUGUGGAAAGGAGUAAUUCAGCAUGAACUGGAGCAUGCUCUGGGCUUUUUGCACGAACACUCUCGAAGUGACAGAGAUAAACACGUAAAGAUCAUGUGGGAGUACAUCAGUCCUCCUGACAGACCAGAUUUCAAGAAAUUUGAAAACUCCAAUAACCUGGAUCUUCCAUAUGACUAUACCUCAGUAAUGCACUAUGGCCCAUACACGUUCACCAAUACCACUGGGAAAGCAACUAUUAUACCAAUUCCUGAUGGAUCAGUACAUAUUGGACAGAGACAAGGGAUGAGCAACUUAGAUGUGGCCAAAAUCAACAAACUUUACAACUGCAGUCGCUGCAGCACUAUUCUUGAUGGACCUUCUGGGUCACUGAGAUCUGCCAACUACCCAAGGAAUUACUCAGAUAACACCAACUGUGUCUGGCUCAUCCGAACCCGAGCCAGAAAGGUUUCCCUGUAUUUUCAAGCCUUUCAGCUCCAAAAAACUAGAGGCUGUCAGGGUGAUUAUGUUAAAGUUUAUGAUGGAUCCAGCAAGUCUUCUCCAGUUCUAAUGGACAAGACCUGUGGAUCACAGAUCCCCAAUGGCGUAGUUGCUUCUAGUAAUCUUAUGCUCGUAGAGUUCAUCACAGAUGGUGCCCAUACAGCUUCUGGUUUCCAAGCCACCUUUACUGCUGUGAGGACCCAAAGAAGAUAUAGCAUCCACAACUGACUGAAUGAAGAAGAACCUAUUCUGUGAAUAUUGAAAUUAUGCGUUUCUUACUCUGUUCCUAUCUGGGCUUGGUUCAGUAUGGAAUUUUAUUCUAUUAAGAAUCAAAGUUUUCAUCUUCCUGAAAAAGUUUAUUCCCCAAGCCAUAUAAAUGUACAAAUUCUAUACAUCUGGUAUACUCCUCCUUUUGUCUGCACAGUUAAGUUAUUACCUCUUUCUAUUUAACAAUUGAAUAAAAACCUUCAUUAAAAAAAGAA